Molecule: messenger RNA, 318 nt
Organism: Effrenium voratum
Lineage: Eukaryota; Dinophyceae; Suessiales; Symbiodiniaceae
Source: the annotation of a GenBank genome assembly
AUGAGUUGCCCAAGCCCAUACUUCAAACAAGACCUCGAUUCAGCCACUCUACCGAGGAGCUGGUCUUGCGCAAGGCAUUGCAACGCUUGGCAGGAAGCGGCAGAACUGGAACCUCAAGGCAACUCAAGCCUACAGAUGUCACAUGGCAAGCAGGGGGAGUGCCAUGAAACCAAAACCGGUCCCACCAAAGAGCGCCACGCCUCGCUGCAAAAUCCCAGCCCUACCACUUAUGUCCGCAUGGAGCAGGCUAAUGACACGCCUGCCAAGGCACAUCCCCCCGCAAAGCAGCGCCGCAGGAAUGCGACCAAGCAUGCCUGA